UGGUUCCAUGGUGGAAGUCUUCUUUGAAUAUGAUAUGCUGUACUCUUGGUGGGAAACAAAAGGAGACUCCCAAGGCGCACGGAGUAUGACACCAUGGCAGAACACCUGAGAACAAGGAGAUAAAAGGACAAAAUUAUUUCCUUGCAAUAUGGUAUCAAAAAGUAGGAGGGGCAUAGCCAACUGCACUCUUUUGGCUGACAGGUGGUGCUCUACGAAAACUAACCAGAGUGAUGAUGUUUUGUAGGGAAAAGAAAAUAGUAGAGGAGGAGCGGAGAGUAAAAGCCAAUGAUCGUGACUAUAAUGAAAAAUUUCAGUAUGCGGACAAUCGCAUCAAAACAUCUAAAUACAACAUUCUUACUUUUUUGCCUGUUAACUUAUUCGAACAAUUCCAGCGGGUUGCAAAUGCUUACUUCCUGUUCCUCCUGAUUUUACAGUUGAUCCCAGAAAUAUCAUCCUUGUCCUGGUUUACUACCAUUGUGCCUUUAGCACUAGUAUUAACCAUUACUGCUGUAAAAGAUGCCACUGAUGACUAUUUUCGCCAUAAAACUGAUAACCAGGUGAACAAUCGACAGUCUGAAGUGCUCAUAGAUGGCAAGUUACAGAAUGAAAAAUGGAUGAAUGUAAGAGCUGGUGACAUCAUUAAACUGCAAAAUAAUCAAUUUGUAGCUGCUGAUUUAUUACUUCUGUCAGGUAGUGAACCACAUGGUCUCUCUUACAUUGAAACUGCGGAGCUUGACGGUGAGACUAACCUAAAAGUACGUCAGGCUUUAUCAGUUACUUCAGAACUUGGAGCAGAUAUCAGGAGACUUGCAGAGUUUGAUGGGGAAGUUGUUUGUGAAACUCCUAACAACAAGCUAGAUAAAUUCAUAGGAGUUCUUCUUUGGAAAGAUAAUAAGUACUCCCUUAAUAAUGAACAGAUGCUUCUGCGAGGAUGUGUGUUGAGAAACACAGACUGGUGCUUUGGAAUGGUUAUUUUUGCAGGCCCUGACACUAAAUUAAUGCAGAACAGUGGUAGAACUAAAUUUAAAAGAACAAGCAUUGACCGACUGAUGAAUACUUUAGUUUUAUGGAUCUUUGGGUUUCUGGUAUGUAUGGGAAUCAUUCUGGCAAUAGGAAAUUCAAUUUGGGAACAUCAGGUUGGGGCCCGUUUCAGAAUUUACCUUUAUUGGAAAGAAGUGGUGAACAGUUCUGUUUUUUCAGGAUUUCUAACGUUUUGGUCAUACAUUAUCAUACUCAAUACGGUAGUGCCUAUUUCCUUAUAUGUAAGUGUGGAAGUUAUUCGGCUUGGGCAUAGCUACUUCAUAAACUGGGAUCGUAAAAUGUAUUAUGCCAAAAAUGAUACCCCUGCUGAGGUUCGAACUACAACACUUAAUGAAGAACUGGGACAAAUUGAAUAUGUUUUCUCAGAUAAAACUGGGACGCUCACUCAGAACAUAAUGACUUUUAACAAAUGCUCUAUUAAUGGGAAAACAUAUGGUGAUGUAUAUGAUGAGCUGGGCCGGAAAACAGAAAUUAAUGAGAAAACUGUGCCUGUGGAUUUUUCAUUUAAUCCACUAGCAGAUAGCAAGUUUCAGUUUUAUGAUCACAGCCUGAUUGAAUCUAUUCAACUAAGAGAUCGGACAGUACAUGAAUUCUUUAGGUUGCUUUCCCUCUGCCAUACUGUCAUGCCUGAAGAAAAAAAUGCAGGUGAACUGAUUUACCAGGUGCAGUCGCCAGACGAAGGUGCUCUAGUAACUGCUGCCAGAAAUUUUGGGUUUAUCUUCAAGUCUCGGACCCCAGAGACCAUCACUGUGGAAGAAAUGGGCCAACUUGUUACAUACCAGCUGUUGGCAUUUUUAGAUUUUAAUAAUAUCAGAAAAAGGAUGUCUGUAAUAGUUCGAAAUCCAUAUGGACAGAUAAAACUUUAUUGUAAAGGAGCAGACACUAUGUUAUUUGAGAGGCUUCAUUCCUCCAGUGAAGAAUUAGCAUCUUUGACAUCAGACCAUCUUGGGGAGUUUGCAGGAGAAGGCCUUCGGACGUUAGUCCUUGCAUACAAAAACUUGACUGAAGAGCACUUUAAAGAAUGGUUUAAAAUUCUUCAGGAGGCAAAGACUUCAGUAGAUAGCAGGGAUGAACAGCUUGCUACAGCAUAUGAAGAGAUUGAAAGAGACAUGAUGUUACUAGGUGCCACUGCUAUAGAAGACAAAUUGCAAGAGGGAGUUACAGAAACCAUUGCUAGUUUAUCACUUGCCAACAUUAAGAUCUGGGUUCUAACAGGAGAUAAACCAGAAACUGCUAUGAACAUUGGUUACUCCUGUCGUAUGCUCACUGAUGCCAUGAAUGAGAUAUUCAUCAUGUCUGGCCACACAGUGAUGGAAGUACGUGAAGAACUCAGGAAAGCAAAGGAACGUUUAUUUGGACAAAGUGAAAGAUUUUCCAAUGGUCAUGUAUUCCGUAAAAAAAAGGAAAAAUUAAACCACGGCUCAGUUUUUCAAGUAACUGUCACCGGUGAUUAUGCGUUAGUCAUAAAUGGACAUAGCCUGGCUCAUGCGCUUGAGGCUGACCUGGAGAAAGAAUUCCUGGAAGUUGCCUUCAUGUGUAAAACGGUGCUUUGUUGUCGAGUCACUCCUUUGCAAAAAUCACAAGUUGUGGAGCUGGUUAGGAAAUACAGGAAAGCAGUCACCUUGGCUAUUGGGGAUGGAGCUAAUGAUAUUAACAUGAUUAAAAGUGCACACAUAGGAGUUGGCAUCAGUGGCCAGGAAGGAAUGCAAGCUGUCUUGGCCAGUGAUUACUCCUUUGCCCAGUUCAGAUACCUUCAAAGGCUGCUGCUUGUCCAUGGCAGGUGGUCCUAUUUCAGAAUGUGCAAAUUUUUGUGCUAUUUCUUCUACAAAAACUUUGCCUUCACUCUGGUGCAUUUUUGGUUUGGCUUCUUCUGUGGCUUCUCAGCUCAGACUGUUUAUGACCAGUGGUUUAUCACCCUCUUCAACAUUGUCUAUACUUCACUUCCUGUACUAGCAAUGGGGUUGUUUGACCAGGAUGUGAGUGAGCAGAAUAGUAUGGAUUAUUCAAAACUGUAUGAACCUGGGCAACUAAAUCUCCUGUUUAACAAACGGAAGUUUUUUAUCUGCAUAGCAUAUGGAAUCUAUACCUCUUUUGCUCUUUUCUUCAUCCCAUACGGUGCAUUUUAUAACAUAGCCGGUGAAGAUGGAAAACCCAUUGCUGACUAUCAGUCUUUUGCUGUUACUAUGGCAACAUCUUUAAUUAUUGUAGUCAGUGUUCAGAUAGUUCUGGAUACCAAUUACUGGACAGCCAUCAAUCAUUUCUUCAUUUGGGGUAGUGUAGCUGUGUAUUUUGCUAUUUUAUUUGCAAUGCACAGUGAUGAGUUUUUUGAUAUAUUCCCAAGCCACUUUUCUUUUGUAGGAAAUGCCCGUCAUUCUCUGGGCCAGAUAAGUGUUUGGCUUGUCAUUCUCUUGACUACCGUGGUUUCAGUCACGCCUGUUAUAACAUUCCGAUUUUUGAAGAUAGAUUUAAAUCCAACGCUAACUGAUCAGGUACGGAAGUUGCAAAGAGCUCGGAGGAAACAAAAACCUUUACAGACCCAGAUGCAUCAGGUGUAUAGAACAAGCUCAAGAAGAUCUGCAUAUGCCUUUUCUCAUCAAGAGGGCUUCGGGGAGCUCAUAACAUCUGGAAGGAAUAUGCGAGUCAGAAAUUUGCGUCCAACAUCAGGACUACAUGAUAGCACCAGUUGGAUUGAAAACUGGCAUAAGAAAACAGGAGAGACAAUGAACAAUUUCAGUAAUGACAGACCCAUGAACCUGUAGGUCAAGCUGAACACAAAGCAGUUUAAUGCUUUUUAAAAAUGUGGCCGUCUCUGUAUACUGUUUGCCACUUUGCAAGCAUUAAGCUAGGAAUACCUGUGUGAGAUGAGGACUACAGAGAAGGUGACCAGUGCAUCAAAUUUAACAGCAUGUUCAAGAAUGUUGGAAACACAGGAAUAUUUUCAGUCUCUUUUCAUUUCUGAAAAUAAUUCACCAUCACAUGACUACUUACUUGGUACAAGAGGUAAAGUACUCUCUAUUAAGAUAAGUGUAAGCAUUUUCCCUCCAACUUCAAGGUAAAUGCAAUAUUUAAAUAUUUUAAUCAGCUGUACAGUCCAAGGUAACUAUUAGAUGUAGUUGCGGUGUAGGGGCAUUUCAUAUAUAUUGUCAAUAAUGACUUUGUAUUGAUGCAGUCAGGGGCAUUAUAAAAAUUUGUUAGCACAAAAUUAAUUUUGAAAGUCAUUGCACAACUUUAAAACCAACGUGUUUAAAACAAUUUAAAUCUAUGAAGUUCAAAGUUAAAUGUUAUCAAUGUGUACAGCCCUUUCAAAUACUUUUAAACAUAUAAAACUGAGUUUUUAAAUUAUUGAUAAAUUGAAACCAGACAAAGCACUGUAUUAUAUUUUAUCCUUGUUUCCAUUAUUUUCAUUCCUUUUUAUUUGUCUUCUGUUUAAUACCACAGUUCAUUGUUUGAAAUUGCUACCUGGCUCUUUCCUGUUGAAAUAUGAUGGGUCUUUUCCUCUUCUCUGCUAUAACUCAGGAGUGACUUUAGAGAAUUCAUUAAAAUGACACAAACGGACAGGAGGGGAGGAUCAGAACCAGUUUUUCUUUCAUUUCUUUUAGCACCCUGCAGGGUGCAACUUUCUUACAGUUUUAAACAGAAGACCACAACAAGAAGAAGCUUCAUUACAAUGUAUGUGGAAUCCAGGAAAUCUUCUUUAUAAUUCUUUUGUCAGAAAUCUCAAUGAAAUCUGUACUUUACAGUGCAAGUUACUGGGGUUAUAUGCCUAUAAAAAUGUUCUUAGUAAGGUUAGUCAAUACUUGCUUGCAUUGUCAAGAAUUGCACUUUGCUACUCAUCUGCUGAAUAUGCUUGCAUAAUAUAGAAAUGUUCCUCCAUUUAAGGAAAGUAGACCCAGCACUAGACAAUAGUUACUGUUACGCCACUGAAUGCCUUAGACCACAAAUAUCAGUAGGUUUUCAGUCCUAUCUGGUAUCAUUUAUCUCAAUAUAUGCUGAGAGAUUGCGAGCAGCGUUGAAUAUAUGAGGCAGUGCAUAGAUCCAGGACAUGCUUUAUAUAACAGAAGUCCAAACUGAGCUGAUUCAAAUUGCAAGCUUUUCUUGCCACUGUGAAACCUUUGGAAUAACCUGAACCAAUGAGGGAGCAGAUGAGGUGUUCCAGACCAGAAAAUGAUCGUAUGAUCUUCCACCCCUUUCUGUGUUUCACUGGCCAAACAUCUUCCUUCUGGCUUAUAUUAGCUUUGGUAGAUAAGAUGCUGCCUCAGUUUUUUACACUGGAGUUGUUACAUUGAGGAAUGCAAUGAGGAUGUGGGGUUCACCAGUUUUUCUGUUAUCUGUGAUUGUGGCUAUGAACUACAAGCUAGUUAACACCUUUUGGAUACUACGUCCUUGUAGUGGAAUGCUCUGAAGCAAGCUGUCCAGGUAUAAUAAUGAACCAUAUCACUUACAAAGAGGUAGCAAAUAGUGGUUUGGGAAUUCAAGAUGAUGGGGUAGCUUCUUUGGACCUUAGAUUCUUUAUGAUGGAAGUUUCAGGACUCUAAGGGUUUUAUAGUAUAGAAAUUGAGACCAUAUAUUUGUCAUAACUGUAAAGAUUCCACUGUAGGAUUUCAAACCACCUUUUUUUCACAGAGUACCCAGGCGUUUUGUUGGGCUCCAUCCACAGCAUGCAUGUAUCAGUAGCUUGUUCCAAACUCACAGUUUAAGUAAGUUACACAAGAAGGAAAAGCCUUGAAACUAUGAACUUCCACUUAACUGUUCUUCCUGGAGGGUUGAAGACUACAUUUAUAGUAGCUUGUUUGCAUGAUUUGGGUAAGUAUACUAAGAGGGAACCCUGGUUCAUGAACGCUGCCCCCCCCCCCGAGUUUUAAUGCUAUUUAACACAAUUGAAAGGUAGAAAUGUGGAGAAGACACCUUCAGCUAACUUUUAGAAAAAGACAAUUCUUUUAUGCCUUGUAUGUCCUUCUGUUGAAAAUAUAUCCUCACCAAAUGAUCCAGUGUGAUACCAGCAAAGGAAAACUAAAUUGUAUUAUUGCAAAAUAUAAAAAGAAUAAACAUUUGAAGAGUAAAAUAGGCAGCAGAGCCUGUACCAAAUGAUUCAUUUUUUAAAUAUAUAUGAGAUGAAUUAGAAAGAUAGAAAUCCUACAUAAUUACAGACACCUAAUACAAAAUAUUAACUUUGCAACAAAUGUAACAUAUAUCUCUCUGCACAGAAAAGUAAGUGCAUCUAAAUCUGCAUUAAUUUAUACCCAGUGUAAUCCUGUCCAAGGUCAACUGAUUGAAUAAAUUACUUAGAAAUUUGAUGAAUUAGCUUUUGAAUGGUAUCAAACCCAAUAUUUUAGUGAAAUGCCUUGGAACAUAUGCAGCAUAAUCAACGCAGUCUACAGAUAACAAGAGAGAAUAAUGAGGAGGUCUUCAUGUUUCUUAUUUGUAUAUCAGUAACUGCCUUUUUUGGCUUCUGUCAAGUAAAUAAAGAACACUUCAAAAUUCCAAAUGUUUUGCAAAAUGAAAGUGCAUGACCAAUAUGUUAAGUAAUAUAAGCUGCAAGUUAUUUUAAAAUUAUAGCCAUGAUUAAUAUAUAAUAACAUAUUUAUUCUACCUGCAAGAAUGGGCCAUAGAGAAUACAAGCAUGUUGAAAUGCUGACAAGUGUUUGGUGAUUACAUUAUACUAACAUAACAAAUUAUUCCAGCAUUGAUGAAAAAUAUUUUUUUGUACUUUCAAAAGAAAAAUAGGUUUCAGUGUUAAAUUUUGUGUGUUUAAGUUCCAUGCGGGAAAGACCAGGUUGAUUUCUUGGUGAGUUUUUUUUUUCUAUUAAGCACUUCUCUGGCAAAUCUGUUGCUAAUAGCUUGAUUUAUCCAGUGAACAUACACAGUUGAACAAGUGUGGUUUUGAAUUAGCAAGAUAUUCUGCAAGUGUAUCAGGGUGACAACUAUCUCUGGGAAUCCACAACUUGAUUUAUUUGACAAGACAGUGGACCUGUUUCAUUUGUUUUACUCCAGGGACUUGAUACAAUUAUACACAUUUGUGCCAAGGCUGAAUUUGUCCUGGUGCAUUUUGCUUUGUAUAAAAGUUACAUGUUUGGUAACGGGUUAUUUUUAAACUGUAAGUGUACAACUGUCAUACAAAGCUGUUUGAUGACUUUGUAAGAUAACAAAAAUGUUGCAUUUUUACACAUAGUUCCAUAACUUAUUUAAAUUAUGAACAUAUUUGAUAUUUUUAAAAUAUACCAUUUAUAAGUAUAAAAAUAUCUUUGGUGUGUUUUUUAUGCCUUUGUAAAAAUUUUGUGUGUAAGUGAUUAGAGCAUCUCAGAAUGUAUUACCAGAGCCUUUGAUGACAUGGUUCUAUGAACUAUAAGAAUGCUUUAAAAAUUAAAUAAGUUCACCCAAAAAAGUGAAAGAUGUUGACAUUCAAAUGAAUUUUGAUGAUCUUCA
Messenger RNA from Gavialis gangeticus (Gharial), 7464 nucleotides. RefSeq names its product ATPase phospholipid transporting 8B4 (putative) (gene ATP8B4). Gene Ontology annotation, molecular function: ATP binding; ATPase-coupled intramembrane lipid carrier activity; magnesium ion binding. The record is from RefSeq and is a predicted model, not a curated record. NCBI's taxonomy places the organism in Eukaryota, Metazoa, Chordata, Crocodylia, Gavialidae. Gene Ontology annotation, biological process: Golgi organization; phospholipid translocation. Gene Ontology annotation, cellular component: plasma membrane.